This is a messenger RNA of Melanaphis sacchari, 2064 nucleotides long. Its product is annotated as zinc finger BED domain-containing protein 4-like. Bases 1 to 2064 code for a protein of 687 amino acids. NCBI's taxonomy places the organism in Eukaryota, Metazoa, Arthropoda, Insecta, Hemiptera, Aphididae. The record is from RefSeq and is a predicted model, not a curated record. Gene Ontology annotation, molecular function: protein dimerization activity; DNA binding. The transcript has 8 exons.
AUGCAGCGCUCAGCCCAGACCGAGACCUCGCCGCAGCUCGCCUUAGCCACGGAUAUUAGUCAACUGAUUAACGCUACCGAGUACGCGGCCUUUUCCGCCAGUUGGGAGCUAAACUUCCUUUGCGGAUCAAAAGUGACCCCGAGGUAUUUCGCCUCCGGGGUCAUUUUUACCUUAGUCCCACCAAGUCACAGGUCAAGGGGCUUACUUAGUUGGCCCUUGAUCCACAAGGUCUGCGACUUGGCCGCCGAGAAGCGACCAGCAUUUGGCCUUCGACGAGUUCGACCUUUGCGGCUUUGCUUAAGCGGUUCAAAUGUUCAAUUGCGACAAGAAUACAAGAUUAUAAGAAUAAGAUUAUACAUUAAGAUGUGUUCAGCUGUGUGGAAUGCUUUCACUAAGUCCGAGUGUGGAACUCGGGCAACUUGUGAAAUAUGUUUCAAAGGCUAUUCGAAUUCAGGAAAUACGACAAAUUUAUGGAAUCAUUUAAGUAGUACUCACAAAGCUGAAUACCACGAACUAAGAAAUUUAAAGAAAAAAGAUCAAAGCAAUACUAUGACAGAAUCACAGGAAAACGAUACACUUGAAUUAACAUCAUCACAAGAUACAUUACAAUUAACUGAUUCGUCCUCCUCAGAAGUUUCAUAUAAUAGUAAUUGUCAAAAUAAUGUAACCAAGAAGUCUAAAUUUGAACUUGAACAUAAACAAUCAUCUAUGAAGUCCUUCACUUUAACUCCAAAUUCAAAACUGAAAUUGGAUAAAGUUCUGGCAUAUUUCAUUUCUGUUGAUAUGAUGCCUUAUAAUUUGGUAGACAAAGAAGGAUUUAAACUAUUUGUUAACGCUUUAAAUCCUAGUUAUCGACUGCCUAGCCGAACCACAUUUACAAUAUUUUUAUCUUUGACAACUGAUUGCUGGACAUCUGUAGCACAAAAACCAUUUAUAGCUUUAACUGGACAUUUUAUGGAUAAAAGUAUGAAUUUAGAAACAAUAUGCCUUGGGUGUCAAGAAAUGUCAGACAAUCAUACAGGAGAAAAUUUGGCAGAUGCUAUACAGCUAAUCUUACUAGAGUAUGAUCGAGAAAUAAAUGUUGGUAUUGGAGCGAUAACAACUGAUAAUGGGGCAAAUGUAUUAAAAGCAGUAAAUAAUUUAUCAAUUUCACAUGUUUCUUGUUUUGGACAUAGCUACAAUAUAGCUAUAAAAAGAGUUUUCAACUUAGAUCAGGUUAAAACUGCUGUUAAUAAAAUUAAGGCAAUUCAGAACAUUUUUGGUUAUAGUUGGACGGCCAUUAGAGAAUUGUCCAUUGAGCAACGACGCUAUGGGUUACCAACUGUGAAAUUUCCAACAUAUUCAAAAACAAGGUGGUGGUCAUUGUUAGACCUAAUAGAAAUAGCCAUAUCUCAAGAAUUAGCAUUAGCAUCAUUUCUAAGAAGUUAUAAAAAUGGCAUUCACAAAGACAAAAUGUAUAAUGAAGAAGAAAUGAUUGUCUUAAAAACAUUAAUACAUGUUUUACAGCCUAUUCGACAAAUUUCAGACAAUCUUGCAGUGCUUGAUCCUAGAUUUAAGUUUGACGUGAUUUCUUUGGAAACUCAUGAUGCAGAAACCUUAGCAAUAAAAACUCUUAUUAAAAAAGAAUGUAUUGAAGCUUGGGAAUAUUGGAUAAAAACUUCAAAUGAUACAUUAAUUAUUGAUUCCGAACCACGAACAAAAAAACAAAAUAUAGGAUUGACCGCAAUAUUUGAUACAUUUAAUCAAACACAAUCAACUGAUAGAGAAAUUUCAUUAUCUGAUGGAAUUGAUAAAGAGAUUGACGCUUAUUUUCAAGUUCCGAAAAUACCAUGCAAUCAAAGCUCUUCAACAUGGUGGUUUUCAAAUGGAAGUAUGUUUCCAAAGCUUCAAAUUAUGGCUAGAAAAUACAUGUGUAUACAAGCUACAAGUGUUCCCAGUGAACGAGUCUUCAGUAGAGCUGGAAAUAUUGUUACGGAUCAUAGAGCAUCAUUAAGUGAUGAACACUGCUCACAACUUAUAUUUUUAUCUAUGAACAAGAAGUUCGUACUCAAACCGUUUCCUUAA